Molecule: messenger RNA, 1795 nt
Organism: Gilbertella persicaria
Lineage: Eukaryota; Fungi; Mucoromycota; Mucoromycetes; Mucorales; Choanephoraceae
Exons: 7
Coding region: 109-1326 (405 amino acids)
Biological process (GO): early endosome to late endosome transport
Cellular component (GO): early endosome; transport vesicle; tubular endosome
Molecular function (GO): guanyl-nucleotide exchange factor activity; SNARE binding
Source: RefSeq, a predicted model, not a curated record
UAGUACGCACCCUUUUUUUUUUUUCGUCUUGUUGAGAAAAAUCGUAUAAAAUGUUCCCCUUCUUUGUUUCUUUUUAUUUUUUUAUUUUUUUAUUUUUCUUUAUCUAACAUGGACUUGCCCUUUUUUCAUAAAGCAGGCGUAAAGACAAAAAAGUCAAGUAUUCUCAACGACUCUUCUUCUUCAGCUUAUCCUAGACUUUCUUCUUUAAUACAGACCAGUAUUGCUGAUGAGCCAAUCCUAGACAACUCAGAAUCCCUUACACCAGAAGACAUAGAUGAGAACUUUUUCUAUAAACAUAUCACGACUCAUUUUCACUCGUUGUUUUGUGACUCAGCUAUAGUGUGUAUCCCACACUCUAAAUCCAUUCAAGGCCUGGUCAUGACAAAAGAUAUCAUUGAAUCACAUUGUUUUCAGCCAUCUCCUUAUUUCUGCGGUCAAUACGUUGCUACGAAGCAAAAACAGAAAAUCAUUGCACUGGACUUUCCUAUCAUCACAACGAUUCUAGGCUUUAAAGAAGAACGUACAGUGCAUAUCAUGGAAGAAGAAACAGUGUAUUUGAAGAACAAAAAAAUCAGAUUGUUCUCGAUUGACAGAUUAUUAGAAGGUGAUCCUCCCACAUACCAACACUUUCAAAAGCAUGCCAUUACUAUUCCGCCUGUUCGUAACUCUAGAACUGAUUUAGAGUUCUUGAAUAUGUUUUCCGAAAAUUUGGAAGCUCUUUAUGAAUUACAAUUGGCUGUACAAGAAUUCACUGACUCCUAUGUAUAUAUCAAAGGUUAUAACAAAGCGACUGUAGAGAGAAUACAGCAUAUGUAUAUGAAGACAUACAGAACCAUAUUAGAAAGAAAUACCUUGUUACAAGAUUCAUGCCGUACACCUUCUGAACAUGAUCGAUUUUUAGAACUGGUUGAAAAUGUAGUGAUGGGAUUUUUACAUAAAAAGAUUUGGGUUCAAUCUUUACAAUCUUUACUUGCUUCACACGACCGCUAUGUAGACACCAUUUGUGAUUGCUAUUCAGAUGUCGAACUCUCUCAAUACUCACUUCGAUAUCCUAUUUCAGAAAUGCGUGCUUCUGAUUUCAAACAAGCCAUUGACACCUUGAGACAAUUGGAUUCCAAUGAUCAUAUUGAACCUUACACAUCCACAUUGAAGCAUAUUGCUUUUACGCCUCUUGAAAAACUAGCGGUGGUCAAGACAACCUUGGACCACAUCUCCUCAGCGGUGCAUGAUUAUAUACAGGGUACAGGCAAUGGCAUGCAUGGUAAGUCCUACAGAUGUAGACAGGCGCCCCUAACAUGUUCAAGAUACUUCGGUGACAUCGGAUGAAAUGAUUCCUUUACUUGCCUAUAUUAUUGUACAGAGUCAUGUACCACGUAUUGCCAGUUCGAUUUAUUACAUGCAGCAUUACCGAUUAGCUCGUAUGGUAGAGGGUUCUGUCUAUAGUUUUGUCGUCACAACCAUGAAGACAGCCAUUCAAUUCUUAAAAGAUGAUCCUCUCUUUUUACUCAACCAUCUGUCUCUUAUCCAUACUCGGUCUACUUCUCUUGAUGUUCAACAGAGUACGGAGCCGGUGACACCAUCCUGUCAUCGCAAGACACAAAGUGCUGAUCUCUACAGCACGGUUGAACCCUCAGACACACAUCGACGCAACUCUGCUAUUCUGAGACCCCAUAUUGUGUUGCCUAAUCCACGCCACCAUGAUCACCGAAAAAGCCUAGAAAUUCCUCAUGAUUGGUUACUGCCUACACAUACCAUGGAAGAAAAGCAACAACAGAUACCUUCUCGCCACUUGGCU